AUGGAGAACCAAGCCCCUCAGAUCGACGAGUCUGAGCAACGCGCAGCGAAGCGUCUUAAGGUGGACGACUCCGCGCAGCCUGCAGAGGUGCCCGCCGCCGAGGAGCAGCGCGCUGCUGUUGACGAGGCUUACAAGCACGUGGAGCCCGUCCCUGCCAAUGGCACCGCUGGUGAGAAGACCGACGUCCAGAUGAGCGAGGCCCCAGCAGCCGAUGAAAAGAAGCCGGCCAACGACGGCUCUGCCGUCGUCCAGACUGGCGACGCGACUGCACAGCCGAAAAAGGACGAUAGAGAUGUGAGACGCGGCCAGGCUCCCAUCAAGGCUGAGUUCCUCGUCUAUAGAGAAGGCCAGGCGAAGGAGCAGGACGAGGUCGCUGAUGAUGAUGCGGCCGAGGGCCGUGGUCAGGGCGAUGACAGAGAUGCCCGGGACAACCGAGACAACCGUGACAAGCGCGACAAGAAGAAGCGUGAGAAGGGCCAGAACAAGGAGCGCAGCUUCGGCCACUUUGACGAUGCUCUCCGCCUCUGCAACAGCCGUGCCUAUACACCUGAGUUCUCUCCUCGCGACUGUAAGUUCGGCGACAGGUGCAACAUGCUGCACGACCUGCGCAAGUAUCUCAAGGAGGGUCGUCGUGAGGACCUCGAAACGUUUGACGGCAAGUGCCCCGUUUUUGAGCUACUGGGCAUCUGUCCCUCCGGCUGGAAGUGCCGCUUCGUCAAGAGCCACAUGAAGGAGGUCGACCACGAGGACGGCCGCAAGGAGCUGGUUCUGGUCGAGGAGCCCAAGGUGGCGAAGACGAGCGGCGAGGCCCCCGCCGACGCCGGACGCGAGGAUCUCAGGCCGGGUGUCUACAACAACACGGAGAACCAGCUCAAGAUUGAUCUCAGCCGUAAGCGCAUCGACUUCACCGAAACGGACAAGUACAUCACCUGGAUGAACAAGGAGGCGAGGCUGGGCGACGAGUUCCACCAGCGCCGCAAGGACCAAAUCAUUAGCAACCAGGAGGACCUGCGCGCGCAGUUUGUCGACCCGCCCCUGAAGCCGUCCGAGAAGCGUAAGCUUUACUUUGGCAAGGAGACGCCCGCUCUCGCCCCGCUGACCACCCAGGGCAACCUGCCCUUCCGCCGCCUUUGCGUCGACCUCGGCGCUCAGCUCACCUACUCGGAGAUGGCGCUUGGCAUGCCCCUGGUGCAGGGCGUCAAAAACGACUGGGCGCUGAUGAAGGCCCACGAGAGCGAGAUCAGCCCGCCCAAGGUCAACCCUGACACUAGCAACAUUGUCCAGGGCUACGACAACUCCCGUGACCUCAAGUUCGGCGCGCAGAUCUCGGGCAGCCAAGCCUGGCACUGCGUCAAGUCGGCCGACCUCCUCAACCGCUACGUCCCGCACCUGCGCCUCAUCGAUCUCAACUGUGGCUGUCCCAUCGAUAUGGUCUACAAGGCCGGUGGCGGCUCCGCCCUGCUCGAGGCCCACGGCAAGCUCGAGCGCAUGGUCCGCGGCAUGAACACCGUGUCGGGCGAAAUCCCCAUCACGGUCAAGCUCCGCACGGGCGUCCGGCAGAACCGCCCCACGGCGACCACCAUCCUCGGGAAGCUCGCCUUUGGCUCCCGCGAGAACCGAGACCGUCUUGGCGCCCCUGGCUGUGCCGCCAUCACCCUUCACGGCCGCAGCAGGGAGCAGCGGUACACCAAGAAGGCCGACUGGGGCUACAUCGCCGAAUGCGCCGCCAUGAUCAAGUCGUACAACGAGGAAAAGGACAAGAUCACCGACACGGCGCGCGAGCCCGACGAGUCCACUCUACCCAACGCAAAGGACGGUCGCAUGUUCUUCCUCGGUAACGGCGAUUGCUACUCGCACGUCGAGUACUACGAGCACAUUGAGAAAGCCAAGGUCGACACUGUCAUGAUCGGCCGCGGCGCCCUCGUCAAGCCCUGGCUCUUCGAGGAGAUCGAGAAGGGUCAGUACCUCGACAAGUCGGCGACGGAGCGCCUCGCCUACGUCGAGAAGUUCUGCCGCUUCGGCAUGGAAGCCUGGGGCACCGACGAGCUCGGCAUCGGCUUCACACGUCGUUUCUUGCUCGAGUGGCUCAGCUUCGCGCACCGGUACGUGCCCCUCGGCCUGCUCGAGUACCUCCCGCCCGACCUCAACGACCGCCCGCCGGCGUACCACGGCCGCAACGACCUCGAGACGCUGCUCGCCAGCAAGAACUACCGCGACUGGAUCAAGAUUAGUGAGAUGUACCUGGGCCCGGCCCACCCCAACUUCAACUUCCAGCCCAAGCACAAGUCUCACGCCUACGAGGCCGAGGGCUAG
This is a messenger RNA of Colletotrichum spaethianum, 2313 nucleotides long. Its product is annotated as tRNA-specific adenosine deaminase 1. Gene Ontology annotation, molecular function: RNA binding; tRNA dihydrouridine synthase activity; flavin adenine dinucleotide binding. The transcript is spliced from 3 exons. Gene Ontology annotation, biological process: tRNA processing. The coding region runs from base 1 to 2313 and encodes 770 amino acids. Lineage: Eukaryota; Fungi; Ascomycota; Sordariomycetes; Glomerellales; Glomerellaceae. The record is from RefSeq and is a predicted model, not a curated record.